AGCGAGUGAGAUGCAAACGAGCAGCAGAAGCAGAAACCUGCUCUCAUCCGUGGGGCUCACACACAGCGCGAUGGCAGUGGAUGCGAACCGAUAAAGACCGUCGAAGUUAUUUUCCCACUUCAAAUCUUGCACGAUUUGUGUCUUUGGGAGUUGAGGAGACACUGGAAAGUGUUCGCUGAGACGAGCCUCCCACCGCUCUACACUACUGCGAUCCGGACUCCAGGAAGAAGUUUUUUAAGCUAACGGACAGAAUGGCUGAGCCGGAGCUUCUGCUGGACUCCAAUAUUCGCCUCUGGGUGGUGCUGCCCAUUGUCUUCAUCACCUUUCUGGUUGGGGUGAUAAGGCAUUAUGUGUCCAUUCUUCUCCAGAGUGACAAGAAGUUGACCUUAGAGCAAGUGUCUGACAGUCAGGUUCUUAUACGGAGCAGAAUUCUCAGAGAAAACGGAAAAUACAUUCCCAAACAGUCCUUUUUGAUGAGGAAGUUCUACUUUAAUAAUCAAGAAGAUGGAUUUUUUAAGAAGACCAAAAGGAAGGUGGUUCCCCCGUCUCCAAUGACAGAUCCCAGCAUGCUGACGGACAUGAUGAAAGGCAAUGUCACCAACGUGCUUCCCAUGAUCCUCAUCGGGGGCUGGAUCAACUGGACGUUUUCUGGAUUUGUAACAACUAAGGUUCCCUUCCCUCUCACACUGCGCUUUAAACCCAUGCUGCAGCAAGGAAUAGAGCUGCUCUCUUUGGAUGCGUCUUGGGUGAGCUCCGCAUCUUGGUAUUUCUUGAACGUGUUUGGACUUCGAAGCAUGUACUCAUUAAUUUUAGGCCAGGAUAAUGGUGCAGAUCAGUCGAGGAUCAUGCAGGAGCAGAUGAGUGGUGCUGCCAUGGCCAUGCCUGCAGAUACAAAUAAAGCAUUUAAGGCUGAGUGGGAAGCGUUGGAGCUGACUGACCAUCAGUGGGCGCUGGAGAGUGUAGAGGAGGAUCUGAUGAGCAGAGAGCUGGACUUUGACGGCAUGUUUAGCAAGGAGCUGCCGAGCGGUAUCUUCUGAUGGCCUCAUCACUUCUAUUGGGAGCCUUUAAUUUCAAAAUGGAUCACUGAAGGGAUUUGUUUUUGUUUUACACCACAGAAAUGGUUACAAAUCCCUUCAUGUUAUGCAAAGUGAACUUUAACUCGUUGUCUUCUCACGUGUAUUUACCUUUCCAUUCCUGUCCGUAUAUUUCAAAUGACUUUAAAUACACUAGUUUUGCUGAUGCAUCUUGAGAAACAUUAUUUCAUGUAUGAGACCAGAAAUUAUUUGGGAGACAGAAACUAAGUGAUUUUUUUUGCUCAUUAAAAUGCAUUAUUGUUAGCUUGCACCUGUAUGCCAUCAUAAAAAUGCCAUUAGUUAACAGACUUUUUUUUCUUGUGUCAUACACAGCUAAACUAGCUGUUUCCAUUUUGAUAUGCAAUAUGUUUAAACCACUGGACACAAGCAUGUUACAUGUCUGAAUGUGGAUUAUUUGAUAAAGCAUUAACACUCUUUAAUCACUCCUUUAUUAGAUUAUAGAUGGAUCCCAGUAGAAACAAACAAUGCGUUUAGUUUUUGACUGAGAACAGAUGAAACUAUGUGUUUUUGGAGUAUGUAGACGGUUUUUUGUAUUGUAACCCCCUGUUUUGUACAGUAUAAAGUCUGUUUUGAUUAAAAUAUACUUUUUAUUUGUUGCAGUUUACAACAAAA
Mugil cephalus (flathead mullet) is the source of this 1706-nucleotide messenger RNA. RefSeq names its product ER membrane protein complex subunit 3 (gene emc3). The transcript has 9 exons. The record is from RefSeq and is a predicted model, not a curated record. Gene Ontology annotation, cellular component: EMC complex; membrane. Gene Ontology annotation, biological process: protein folding in endoplasmic reticulum. NCBI's taxonomy places the organism in Eukaryota, Metazoa, Chordata, Actinopteri, Mugiliformes, Mugilidae. Bases 252 to 1037 code for a protein of 261 amino acids.